Penaeus indicus is the source of this 4732-nucleotide messenger RNA. It is a transcript of the gene Phlpp, whose product is annotated as protein phosphatase PHLPP-like protein. The coding region runs from base 997 to 4551 and encodes 1184 amino acids. The transcript is spliced from 13 exons. The record is from RefSeq and is a predicted model, not a curated record. Gene Ontology annotation, molecular function: protein binding. Lineage: Eukaryota; Metazoa; Arthropoda; Malacostraca; Decapoda; Penaeidae.
GUCGAGCGCGCCGCCACGCAGAUCACGUCGACAGGGACCAGCCUCCCCCUGCCGAGGAUGCCCGUUAAUGAGCGUACCUGCUGAGGAAGUGGGGGUGGACCCCAGGUGUGCUGUUUCAGGAAACGCGAUUAUAUUACGAUUUGCGUUUUGGAGAAGGACGAAGACUAUAGCUAGAAGAGAAACCUUAUGAGAAAAUAAUAGGCCUGGGUUUGCACAGUUCAUUGAGAAUCAUGCGGCUCCGAUGGACAAAUAGCUAUGAUUCUGACCUCAGCAUUCACUUCAUCAACAGAAAUACGGCGCAGUGCAACAGAUGACAUACUAACGGAGAACAAAGUGGAGGUGAUUUGUAACUUAAGUGGCGGAUCACACGAAUUGCCUUGAAACGAAUUCAGCAACUGCCGUCACCUUAACUUUAUCGUGCUGCCUUUAUUAGACUGAGACUGUGAGUUUCAUCUGCAGUGAUUUCUUGCAGAUUUUUGUAAGAAUAUAGAGCAUAUAUAUUUUUUUUUAUACUACAUCAUGAUUCAUUUCUAGUCGGUCUUUGAAAUAUAGUUUGGAAGAUUAAGAACUCUAUGUAAAGACAGCGUGAUUUGGGUUAUUCAAUGCAGUGCAACUUAUAUUAUACCAGAAUCUUAUGUUUUCGAUGGGACACGUCAAGUAUUCACACAUGUGUCAAUGUUUCAAAUGUCCAUGAAGCUGUCUUCCUGGAGGAGGAUUUAUGGCAGAAAAUAUGCCACCAUUCUGAUUUAUAAGAUGUCAAAUUAAUGCUUGGCAUGUUCAGUGUAGAAGUGAUUUAGUGGCUAUUUGACCCAUGUCACGUUCUAUUUUUUCUAUGCUCAUGGCCUGUUACACGCGAUCUGAAGCAAAGGAAACGUGAUUCCGAUCGAAGAAAGAUAAGAAAAGAAUAUACCUUGCAGUUCGAAAACUCAAACGAAGAACUUUAUCAUAGCAAAUGGGAAAAAAAAACACCACAGAGUUGCAAAAGUGUUGUGAGCGAUGGUUAGCAUCAACAGUGCUAUCGGUGCUUCCUUCGGCGCGAGUGGGACCCCUGGCGGAGAGAGGAAGGACGGUCUAAGGGAUAAAGUGAACGUGGGUGCCCUUCGCUUGUCGCUGAGUCCCUCGCGUUGGAGGAAGGACGAAGAGGAGGAGGAGGAGGAGGAGGAGGAGGAGACCCCUAAAGUCCUAGCAUUGGACGGGGCGCAUCUUAAGAACGUGACUGAACUGGACGUGAGCGACAAUGGCAUCACCAGCCUGGACGUGUCGUGCCUGGCCUCCCUCACCGACCUCACCUGCUCCAACAACGCCAUCACCUCCCUCACUCUCCACGCCGGUUCUCUCGUCUCCCUCAUCGCCAGCAACAACCGGCUGAGCCGACUCGAAGUGCGUUUCCAUCCCCGGAAACUAGCUCGUCUCAAUCUAUCCAGGAACGAGCUGUCAGCUGUACCGCCAUGGCUGGUUUCGAGUACAGAAGUCACAUUGGUGGACGUGAGCCACAACAAUCUCGCGACGUUACCUGCUUUCCUCACUUCGGGACACCUGCGACGCCUCCACACCCUCUCUGCUCACCACAACCAUCUCUCCACCUUCAUGGUCCCCCAACGUGCGAUGUCUGAGCUACCCAGUAACCACUCGUAUCCCAACGUAGCCCACAGUUCCUCUUCCACGCCGUACCGAUCGCAGCAUCACGGCCGAGAACAAGCCCAAGGUCAGAGCUCGUCCAUCAACCCACACGAAGAACCGAAGUGGUGUUCACUCGAGGUGCUUUUGCUACACCACAACCGCCUCACUUCUCUGCCCAGCUGCCUCUUCACUUGGCUUAGCAGAUUACGAGUUCUGAACGUAAGUACCAACCAGCUGUCAGCGCUGCCUUCCCCUGAAGGACGACGAGGACGCGGGUCGCCAGAUGCUCGAGACGAGACAGGCCCUCAGACCAGCUUCCCGCUCCAGGAAGUAUAUGCAGCAGCUAAUAGACUUCGGGAUCUCACUCCUCUCCAGCACUGUAGAGCUCUACGCAUCCUCCACGCGCCUUACAAUAGGAUAGCCAGUUUACAGGAUAGGUUGAUAUGGUCUUGGGAGUUACUGGAGGAGCUGGUACUGUCAGGGAACGUCUUGAUGAAUGUGCCAGCUGGAGUGUCCCGUCUGCGUCGCCUCCGAGUCUUAAAGGUUCAUUCUAACCCACUGCGUUGCCUUCCCCGUCUGGCCCACCUCUCUGCUCUAAAGGUAGUGGACGCGUCUCACUGCCAGUUGGGCCGCGUCGAACUUGAGGAGUUGGUCUCGCCGGGGCUGGUGGCACUCGACAUCUCGGCCAACACAGCGCUUUCCCUCGACCACCAUCAGUUUACAAAGUGCAAGUCUCGACGGCCAGUAAACGUAGUCGAUGUCACCAGUCGUUCCGGGCGGUCCUUGCCCCUGACCAAGCCUCACGCGUCUCAGCUCGCGUCAUCCCAAGACCCAAGCUUCAGAGGAAAGAACGACGCUUUCCCAAAGUUACCCUGGACGUUAGGCUUUGCUGAAACCAUUGGCAGAGACUCAAAGUUGACUGUAGGCCAGCUAAGGGUGCCAGAUAUAGCGGGCGAAGGACGUGUCGGCGUCGCGGCCUUAGCAGACGGAGGCCAAGAAGUGGGAUGCGUUGGAAGCCUCCUGACAGCACUUCCCGCGUUACUUCAGGAGGAAAGAGCUUGUUCUCGCUCGCACACAUAUGCUCUGAAAUAUGCGCUUCUUACCGCCCUGAGACGACUGCGGUCCCAAGGAGCCCCUUUACCUAGCGCAGUGUGUGCCGCCCACUUAGAACUCGAGGGCGUCGAGUCCACCCGGUGCCCUGUCCUGCGCCUCUGCUGUUACGGUGCCGUGUCUGCCGCUGUGACGACGACGCACGGAGAACCUAUUUUCGUCACAACGUCAUCUCCUCGAACACAACAGAAUUGUGUCAGAAGCUGUGAUGACGGCGUGAAGUGUGCGUUAGGUGAGCCUGUCACUUUGCCCGACCCACACACGACAGAGUUGUACCUGGGGCCCCACCAUACCGCUGUUGUGAUUGGUAGUGCGAGUUUUUGGGAAGUUAUUGGGACAGAUGAAGUGGCGAAUGUAUGUGGUGAAAUGAACGAUCCAGGCAAAGCAGCAAAGCGACUGUUGGAUCUGGCACAAGGUUAUGGCACUCGCCAGGCCCUUAGUGUCAUUGUCGUGCGCCUUCUGCCAGCGCACCACAAAUGGCAGAGCCGUUCGUCCGUAGAGUGUACGCAGUUAAGUUCAAGUAGAUCAAAAUCCAAAAGUGUUGAAUUACUCAGUGGCGACAGUACACUCCACAGACGGAAUUCUGUGGAUGAAGACGCUCUGGCCCACCGAGUGCAGCUCAACAGAAAAACGACGUCUGUAGAUGUGUCCACUAGCACAACAGAAAACGAUGACCACAGAAGGAAAUUGAGGUCAAACAGUCAUAGUAAAAAAAGUAUGAGUUCACCCUUACGUAACGACACGAAUAAAAGCAGGGUGGUCAGUGCUGUUCCGAAGAUGAAGAGUCGUUCAGAGAGGAAUCUCGUGGAAAACAUUGAAGAUCUGGACCGUUCUUCGCCCAGUGGACAGAGCCAGAGCGAUCACAGUGAACACGAUUCUGAUAUCCAGAAACACAGUGCCAGAGCCAAAUCGCCCGAAUCCAUUAUCCCUCCCAAACCCCGGGCGUUGCGGCCUAACCUCGAGGAUCUUUAUGCCAAACCCAACCGAAGAAAACGGGAAACAGGAAGUAAACCCGAGUUAGGAUCAAAGCCAGACCCCGCGAAGACAAGCACCGUCCAGCAGGCAGUCACAUACUACCACUACCCUCGACCAGACCCGUCGCAACCAUCCCCUCAGAACCACCUGGCGUCGCACCUGCUCAGCAUGGGGCACACCGAACUAGACGACGGCGUUCUGGCACCCCCUGCUGGCUUCGCUGACACCGGGAGUGACUCGGAGGACAGUGAUAGUGGCCUCAGUGGCGUGAGUGGAGGACACCAGCGCACGAGCCCCAUGCAGCACGCUCACUCCGAGGACAAUAUUCUAGGCAAUGAUCCUGAGCAGGUUACGGAGGAGCAGUUUCGCAGCUGGGAGUAUCUUCUAGCCCGCAACGCAAAGCUCCUCUUCAUGCGUGAACUGGACACCUUGACCCGCUCGAAUUCACGCUGCAGUCCACUCCCAACCGCGUCCGCUCCCGACCUGGUCACGGCCACGACUACGGAACCCGACGCAACUACUCACUUCCAACGCAACCCGAUCCGCAAAUCCCGCUUGGGUAGAGGAACCUUCCGUCUUAUCCAGAGCAAAUUGAGUGCCACGACAAGUAAAUUUAGCACCUUACAACGAUUUAAAAGUAACGCUUCUAAAAACGAGAGUAAUUUCCGCCGAUUUGGGAGCUUACAGAAUUUGAAGUACUAUCAACAGAACCGUCCAAGGCCAUCUCAUUACCCGUUAGUUCAACCCGACCUGGCGACAGAAAUGCAAGAGCGACCGGCUUUGGAUUCACUCGAGUUGGAGACCCGUAUGCAUCACUACUGGCACACGGGUGUCACGAAUUUCUAAGUUCAGGAACUUCCAACGUGAGUAAAAAUAAAAAUAAGAACAAUUAAAGGCAUUUUAAAGCUAAAUCACAAUGAACCAAAUAGAACUGCAGUAGGUUUUUUGUAGCCAGGGUUUUCGUCAUGAAUGUGAACAUUGGUAUUGAUACCACUUGUAUAUCUCCACAAUAAAGCAAUGACUUAUC